This is a messenger RNA of Olea europaea var. sylvestris, 805 nucleotides long. Its product is annotated as mediator of RNA polymerase II transcription subunit 28-like. The record is from RefSeq and is a predicted model, not a curated record. Lineage: Eukaryota; Viridiplantae; Streptophyta; Magnoliopsida; Lamiales; Oleaceae. The transcript is spliced from 4 exons. Gene Ontology annotation, cellular component: mediator complex. Gene Ontology annotation, biological process: regulation of DNA-templated transcription. Bases 211 to 630 code for a protein of 139 amino acids.
GGCCUCUCUCCCUCGUAACAAGCACAAGCACAAGCACUUUGCCUUAAAAUUGCUUCUUUCCUCUGGAAUAAGAGGAACCUCGUACAAUCUUGAAAUUCAGAAAUAUAAAUUUUCAAAUCUUCAGUAUGUUUAUUUCUUUCCGAAGAUUAAAAUGUUCACAAAUUUAAAUUAAGUUUGUGAUUUCAAAUCGACAAUUUCAUAAAGAUUGACAUGGCUGAAAGACAGUUGAACGAGCCGCAGCAUGAUGCACAAUUGCAGUCUCCUCCUACAACGAAGGAGGACAUGAUCUCUUACGUGGUAGCAUUGGAGGCUGCUUUGCUACCAUGCUUACCUGCAAGAGAGCUCCAAGCAAUCGACCGUUCUCCGCAUCCUUCUCACCAGAUUGAUGUGGAGAGACACGCUAGAGAUUUUAUGGAGGCGGCCAAAAAGCUUCAGCUCUAUUUUAUUGGUUUACAACGUGAUGAUCAGCCCACCAGAGCAGAAACCCUUCAGAAGGAGAUUGCUACGAUGGACGAAGAGUUGAAAUUAAAGACUGAGCUUAUCAAUAAGCAAGAGAGACUGAUUCAAGGGUGGAAGGAGGAGUUGAAAGAGCAACUGCACAAACACAAAACUGAGUUGGAAAGAGUGUAACUACAAAAAAAUGCCUCAACGCUGAUAGAACCAUUGAUUUCUAAUUUCAUAACUUACUGGUGUAUUUUCAACUCAAGUAUUUGUUACUACUGAAAUUGUAAUCUCAAAUUUAUUCGUUUGACAGGAUUUUUGAAAAGUUAAAAGCUGCUUCUAAAAUUAAAAACGAUUUUGAACA